AGCCCUAUCGCAAUGGCCGACUCCAACGAAUCCCAGCCGGUCGCCCCGGUCCCUCGCUCCACCAAGCCCGUCAGCGAGGCCCUGCUGAACGAAAAGUGGGAUCGCGCCAUCUCCUCCCUGAUCAUCCGCUCCUCUCUCGGUCUCUCUUUCGGUGUCGUCUUCUCUGUGCUCCUCUUCAAGCGUAGGGCUUGGCCCGCCUGGGUUGGUCUCGGCUUCGGUGCCGGACGUGCCUGGGAAGAAGCUGAUGCUUCCUUCCGUCGGGGUGAUUCCCCCCUCAGAGAUGCCCUGCGUCGGUAGAGCCGCUCAGCAUCCAAUUCUGUAUGAUACCUGUAUAGCUGGGACGGGCACGAGCUAUAUCGAGACACCUGCCCCACCGUUUAGAAGGGUCUUCUAGACUUUCCUACUUUAGCAUUCAAUCCAUCGUCGUGCUAUCUUUUCUA
Molecule: messenger RNA, 440 nt
Organism: Aspergillus ibericus CBS 121593
Lineage: Eukaryota; Fungi; Ascomycota; Eurotiomycetes; Eurotiales; Aspergillaceae
Product: MICOS complex subunit MIC10
Exons: 3
Coding region: 13-297 (94 amino acids)
Cellular component (GO): mitochondrion; MICOS complex; mitochondrial inner membrane
Source: RefSeq, a predicted model, not a curated record